AUGGCAGAUCCCAAGAUCCAGGAGCUGCUGAACAAGCCGCGCAACGAGCUCACCGAGUACGAGAUUGCCGAGCUCGAAGAACACGAAUUCACAUCCGGCCCCCUUUCAAUCCUCCAGACGGCCGUCAAGUCGCACACCCAGGUCCUCAUCUCCAUCCGCAACAACCGCAAGCUCCUGGCCCGCGUCAAGGCCUUCGACAGACACUGCAACAUGGUCCUAGAGAACGUAAAGGAGAUGUGGACAGAGACGCCGCGGUUAGCAGAUGGAAAGAAGGGACGACCAGUCAACAAGGACCGAUUCAUCAGCAAGAUGUUCUUGAGAGGAGAUAGUGUCAUCUUGGUAUUGCUGAGCUAG
This is a messenger RNA of Pochonia chlamydosporia 170, 354 nucleotides long. RefSeq names its product small nuclear ribonucleoprotein Sm D2. The record is from RefSeq and is a predicted model, not a curated record. The transcript has 4 exons. Gene Ontology annotation, molecular function: RNA binding. NCBI's taxonomy places the organism in Eukaryota, Fungi, Ascomycota, Sordariomycetes, Hypocreales, Clavicipitaceae. The coding region runs from base 1 to 354 and encodes 117 amino acids. Gene Ontology annotation, biological process: spliceosomal snRNP assembly; RNA splicing. Gene Ontology annotation, cellular component: U5 snRNP; catalytic step 2 spliceosome; U4/U6 x U5 tri-snRNP complex.